AGAAGGCCAUGGAAGAAAAUUCCUCAUCCUAUAAGACUGUCCUUUCUUUUGGACGUUUCAAAGUUCGAAAAUUACAAAAUGGUCCCUCCUCGGAACAAGUCAACCACACUCCUAAACCAGAUCUUCCUUCUUCCACGCAAGCAGAAGAAAAUGGAUCUCUUUCAGCACCCCCCGAUUAUGAGACUUCAAUUGAUGCUUGUCCUCGUUAUGAGUUUUAUGCCCUCUCAGCACCUCCUGGACGUCGGAAGAUCCGGCCUACUUUAGACAUGCUGAGGAAUGCAGAACCGGGGAAAGGGCAGGCAUAUCCUGGGGGCCCAGAUUGUGCUGACCCCAAUAUAGAAUCUAGUUCGAAGGAUGGGGAAGAAAAGGACGUGGAAGACCCUGAACCGGAAGCCGAGCCUGUCCGAUUUGGCUGGGUGACGGGAGUUAUGAUCCGAUGCAUGUUGAAUAUUUGGGGUGUGAUCCUUUAUCUCCGUUUGCCGUGGAUAACGGCCCAGGCUGGUAUAGGGUUAACCUGGUUGAUCAUUCUCAUGUCCUCUGUGGUGACCAGUAUUACUGGUCUCUCCAUCUCUGCAAUUUCCACCAACGGCAAAGUCAAAGCAGGGGGAACCUACUUCUUGAUCUCUCGCAGUUUGGGCCCAGAACUUGGUGGAUCCAUUGGUCUUCUCUUCUCCUUUGCCAAUGCUGUGGCUGUAGCUAUGCACGUGGUGGGUUUCUCCGAAACAGUGAAGGACCUGCUGGUGGAGUUUGAUGCCGUGAUGACUGAUCCAACGAAUGAUAUCCGCAUCGUGGGCGUGAUUACUGUAACCGUCCUCCUUGGAAUCGCUUUGGCUGGCAUGGAAUGGGAAGCAAAAGCUCAGGUUGUCUUCUUCUUUGUCAUCAUGGUAUCCUUCGUCAACUAUUUCAUCGGAACCUUAAUCCCGGCCUCCUCAGAGAGAAUGGCCAAAGGCUACUUCAGCUAUCGUAAUGACAUCUUCUUGGAGAAUCUCAGGCCUGAAUGGCGAGGUGAAUCAGGCAGUUUUUUCGGCAUGUUCUCCAUCUUCUUCCCUUCAGCCACUGGGAUCCUGGCUGGGGCCAAUAUUUCAGGAGAUUUGAAGGACCCAGCAGUGGCCAUUCCCCAAGGGACACUAAUGGCUAUCUUCCUGACCACCAUUAGCUAUUUGGCCAUUGCUGCCACCAUAGGAGCUUGUGUUGUCCGUGAUGCCUCUGGAAGUCUAAAUGACACUUUGGUUUCCAAUUUCACUGGUGGAGACUGUGUUGGCCUGGGCUGCGGGUAUGGCUGGAACUUCACCGAAUGUAGUGUGACACAGACCUGUGAAUAUGGGCUUGCCAAUGAUUACCAGACAAUGAGCAUGGUGUCAGCAUUCAGUCCUCUAAUCACUGCAGGAAUCUUCGCUGCUACACUCUCCUCUGCUUUGGCUUGCCUUGUGUCAGCCCCCAAGGUCUUCCAGUGCCUCUGUCAAGACAACCUCUACCCUCUGAUCGGCUUUUUCGCCAAGGGUUAUGGAAAGAAUAAGGAGCCACUGAGGGCUUAUGCCCUUACCUUUAUCCUGGCCAUUGCAUUCAUCCUCAUAGCUGAACUGAAUACCAUCGCUCCCAUCAUCUCCAACUUUUUCCUCUGUUCUUACGCCCUGAUCAACUUCAGCUGUUUCCAUGCCACCAUCACCAAUUCUCCAGGCUGGAGGCCUUCCUUCCGCUACUUCAGCAAAUGGACUGCACUUUUUGGAUCCAUUGUCUCUGUGGUCAUCAUGUUCCUGCUGACUUGGUGGGCAGCCCUCAUUGUUGUUGGGGUCAUCAUUGUGAGCUUGGCCUAUGUCACCUACAAGAAACCAGAGGUGAACUGGGGCUCCUCAGUACAAGCUGGGACCUACAACAUGGCUCUCUCGAAUGCCAUGAACCUGACCAAUGUGGAAGACCAUGUCAAGAAUUUCCGGCCUCAGUGUUUGGUCCUGUCGGGCCCACCCAACUUCCGACCAGCUCUGGUGGAUUUUGUUGGCGCCUUCACUAAAAACGUCAGCCUCAUGAUAUGCGGAAAUGUGACUGAGGUUAGUGAUUCCUCCUGCAUUGAGGAUUACGACGAGCAACUUCAGUGGCUCAGCAAGCGGAAAAUCCAAGCGUUCUACAACUUCAUCACCAUCGGAGACUUACGUUCAGGAGCUAGGAGCCUUAUGCAGGUCUCUGGUCUAGGACGUCUAAAACCCAACACCAUAGUUCUUGGUUAUAAAAAUGACUGGCAGACUGACUCUCCCCCAAACCUGGAGAAUUAUGUGGGCAUAAUACAUGACUCCUUUGAUCUCGGCACUGCGGUCUGCCUGCUUCGGAUGAAGGAUGGUCUGGACAUGUCCCGGAUAAUCAAGGCCCAAGUGAACCUCGGUUUUGAAGACACAGAAGCCGCCUUGGGGAAGGAAAAACAGAAACGUGGCGUGUUUAAAGUUGGUGCCGAUGCCAACCUGGAGACCGUGUUCCAGAGCAAACAGAAGAAGAAAAAUAUCGAUAUCUAUUGGUUGUUUGAUGAUGGUGGGCUGACCCUCCUCAUCCCCUAUCUUCUGACUCGCCGGAAACGCUGGAGCCAGUGCAAAGUCCGAGUCUUCAUCAGUGGGCAAAUCUCUAACGCCGAGGAACAUAGAGAAGAGAUCCGGUUUCUGUUGGACAAAUUCCGCUUGGGCUUCAGCGAGGUUGUGGUGCUGCCCGAAAUAAUGUGGAAACCUGAGGAAACCAGUUUAUCCCUAGAAUGCUGGAAGUGUAAGGACUUAUCAGAUACCGAAACCAUAGAAGCAAUGAAGAAGGAAAUGCCAUGGAAAAUCACCGGCGAAGACCUAAGAAUCUACAAGAAAAAGUCUGAACAGCACAUGCGUCUUCACGAGGUACUGCAAGAUCACUCCCGCAAUGCAGCCCUCAUCGUCAUAAGCCUUCCGGUGGUACGUAAAGGAGCCUGUCCCAGCUCCCUCUACAUGGCCUGGCUUGAGACAGUCUCCAAGGACUUAUAUCCACCAAUUGUCUUCAUCCGGGGCAACCAAGAGGAUGCACUCACCUUCUACUGCCAAUAGGGGGCAGCAGGAUCCAAAGGAAGCCUUGAGCAAACAGGCUAUAAGGGGCUGCCUGUUAUGCCAACUCAGUUACAAGGGGGGGAAGAAGUCUGAAAAUCCUCCACAUGGAAAGCAGACGGGCAUUGCCGAUGCGUGUGUCAGCAUCACCAAGAGGCCAGGGCCAUUCACGCACAACGAAGGAGUUUUGCUGAGUUUUAAAAAAAAUCCCUGCUUGUUGUUGAGUUUCAACACAAAGGACCGAUUCUGAAUGUGUUGUGUCUCCAUACUCUGUACAUAGUUAUACUUUUUUGAAUAUUGUUAUUUAAUAACCCUGGUGUGUCGUGUCCCCUACUUUGUUCUUCUUCGCGUUGUACUUCCUCCUCCACUUAUGGGAUUCCUUUUCCAGCAAAGCUCAACAUGUUGCAAACCUUAGUGGGUGCGACUCUUGAGUGACAAAUACACGAAAGCAGAGUUAAGCCUUUUAAGGCAGGGGUGGGCAAUUACAGCUCCUUUAUAACCUAUGGACUUCAACUUCCAGCAUUUCUAAGUCAGCCAUAUCCCCAAAGUGCUUUUUCAAGAGGCAAGUGGACUUUCUGGGGUUUUGUUUGAAGAUGUUUUGCUUCUCAUCCA
This is a messenger RNA of Pseudonaja textilis, 3656 nucleotides long. NCBI's taxonomy places the organism in Eukaryota, Metazoa, Chordata, Lepidosauria, Squamata, Elapidae. The record is from RefSeq and is a predicted model, not a curated record.